CCCUCCCCUCCAAUAGGAGAUUUGCACUUGACCAGCCCCCCCAUGCACUUUACAUAAAUAGCUCCCACUUCUUGCACGUUCCCAUUUCUCUCAGCCAACCAACCAAGCAGACAUGGCGUCCACGCAGCAGCAAGAGAUCGGCAUUUCAUCGUCUGCCACAAGCACCCCCGCAACAUGCGUGGAGUGCCGUGGAAAAUGUGAUACCUGCGGUGGCCUGAUGGCAUACAGGAGGGCGAGGAGGAGGUACCGGGCCAGGGGCGAGCCCCGGCCCAGCGGCAGCGGUGGUGCGCCCGGGCCUGCGAGGUGCACCAUUCAUAGGAGGAAAAAAAGAGCCCUGCGGGACCAGGAGCUGCUCCGAAACAACGAGCAAUACACGUGGGGGGGCAACAAACCCGGGGGAACCUGCAUUUUGUGUGGCCAGCCUCGGACUUUGGCGGGGGGGCAUGCCUUUUACAGAGGCUAUUACUUUUGCCCACACAAUGAGGAUUUAUGCAGGGAGGAAGGCACGGAGAGGGUUUCGGCAUCGGAAUGGCUGCAAAAGCAGUCGUCUGCGAUCCCGCAACCAACUCCCCGUACCACCACGUGGCGGCAACGCAGAAGCCAGACCACGGAGGAAGAGCUGGAAGGCCGCAAAGUGCGAACGUGCGGAAAGUGUGGCCUCCCACAACAGGCAGUCUACGGUCACAGUUCUUUUAUGACCAAAGUGCCCAACAGGUCACUUGUCACAUUCUGCACGCUCCAUUCAGGGAAACCCUUGGCCCUGUGGCUGGCGGAGAUGCGGGCGAGGGAAAAUCAACCUCAGCAGCAACCUCAGCAGCAACCUCAGCAGCAACCUCAGCAGCAACGUGCUGUUGCUGCUGCGACGCAGGACCGGUGUCCUGCUGGGCCACACACCAAAUUUCCUCUGCGGCAACUUUCUGUUGUCCUCACGCGGCUUCAGCCGCAACUUGCUGUUGUUGCUGCUGCUGCUGCUACCGAAUCUCCUCAGCAGCAAUCUCCUUAA
This is a messenger RNA of Hippocampus comes (tiger tail seahorse), 1003 nucleotides long. RefSeq lists its product as uncharacterized. NCBI's taxonomy places the organism in Eukaryota, Metazoa, Chordata, Actinopteri, Syngnathiformes, Syngnathidae. The record is from RefSeq and is a predicted model, not a curated record. The coding region runs from base 113 to 1003 and encodes 296 amino acids. The transcript is spliced from 2 exons.